GUAGUGUGGACUAGGCGAUGGAUUUUCAUGAAAAUUGUUCUAGGUGUUACGUCUGUUUGUCUGUCAAGAAAAGGUCAACAACAAGGUCGUUAGAGAAGAUGUGUAUUGUUUUUAUCUUGCUCACACAUCUUGCAACACGCAUGAUGCGAUUUUUUGGAACAACCUGUACAUUGUCAAACACUUGAAGGUUAGGUUUCAUGGUAUAGUAAAAAAAAGGUAAUCUGGCAACACUGUCAUUUUUUAAUCAUUUUUAUACUCGAUACUGUUCAAAUCAGCACAAAAUGUCUUUAUAUGGCAUCUGUUGAGGCACCGCCCACUGGCAACACGGGUACUGCACACGACCACAGCAGCGAAGCUAAGUUGGGGCAACCUUAAGAUUAAAUGUUAUACGUCAACGAAGAAAAAGAACCAAAACAAAAUCUAAUCAGAACGAGAGUGAAUUGCAUAAUCUUCUAUUAUCACGUGGUAAAAUUAUAAAUUAGUUAACGUCGGAUAUUCCUGUUAGAUAUUCCUUUAAAUAUAUUCCUUUUUCUUCUAUUAGUUGAGUGAUUUGGACGUAAGUGAAGAAUUGCCGUUAACAGACAAGCAAAUUAAUUGAUUUCAUUUCUAGAAGUAUCUUUAUUUCGCCGCUAGCUGCCGGGAACUUACAGUUACAGUUUUCUAAUAAAUUCCACUAUAUCAGUCAGUAAGUAGAAAUAAGUAAUCAGAAAAUAAUUACUAAAUAUAAAAUUUACCAUAUACAUCAUUGAUGCUGAAAGGAAGGAAAUUUCGCUAAGAGUGAGGCAAGGUUCAGAAGAAAGAAGAGGAGAAUUUGUUCACUUGAAGGAAACUAUUCAUUUUCGAGCUGCUGAACAUCAAAAGAGCUGCUACGAAAAUCAGUGACCCAUCCGAACAUUCUCGAAAAUGAAUAUCCAAGGACCUAACCUCAAUAGUACCGAGAUAACGGACUGUAGCUGUGCCAUCUGCAACGGUCCUGAUCAUGAUGACGUCGGUAUGGUGGGAUGUGACAACUGUUCCCAGUGGUUUCACUUCAAGUGUGUUGGAGUUUCCGCUGACGUAAAGGAUAUUUCAUGGGUUUGUAUCACCUGUAAAGAGAAACCUAUGGCUGCAGCGGAAGGCGGUGACAAGGUAGAACCAGCGAUUCAACAGAAAGGGGUUUUGAAACCAGACACAGUGCCCGCUGAAAAGUCAACGGCGUUGGAAGAUCCGGGCGCGGAAGUGUCUGCUGUUGAAGAUUUAGAGCGGGAACUAGAACGAAUAGAAGAAAUGCGGAACGAACAAAUGCGUAGAUUUGAGUUGGAGAAAAAAGUACAUCGGCGGAGACUUGAGGUACAGCGCGAGCUAGCCGAGCAGAGGCAGAAAAUGGAACGCGAAAAAAGGCAAAUCGAGCUGGAAUUCGAGAAGGAGCAGUUACAGAAAGCGAUAGCAGAAGAGGAUGCAUUCCGCAAGAAACAACAAGCGAUGCGAGAUGAACUGCAAGGUAAUUUGGAUCAGUUGCGGCAACGGCAGACAGGAAACUCAUUGCAAAUGAAGGCAAUUUGCGCACCACAAAGCUCGGGAAAGAGUUCGGCGGAGAAUGUGGCCACGGUAGUUCAGACAGAAUCGUCAGUUCGGCCAAGAGACUACCGCGGUGCGUACAGCAAACACUCUACACCGAAGAGAUCCAAGGAAAUUCCGGCAAUACUACCACGGACGGAACAGAGACCGGCACCCGAAAUCAACCCAGAAGCAGACAUUUCGUCAGAUGAGGAACAAAGCGUUCCUGAUGCUGCUCCGGUUCUACAAGCAGCGAGGCCCACAAGUGCACAACUUUCAGCUAGACAGUUUCUCGCUAAGAAGCUGCCUGUAUUCACAGGUCGUCCAGAAGAUUGGCCAAUGUUUAUUUCGAGUUACCAGACGGCAAACGAGGCCUGUGGAUUUUCCAACGUAGAAAAUUUAGCUCGUUUACAAGAAUGUCUAAAAGGACAAGCAUUGGAGGCCGUUCGGAGUCGACUACUGUUGCCCAAUGCAGUGCCCCAGAUUAUCAACUCGCUGCAAAUGUUAUACGGCCGUCCAGAACAGCUGCUCAAUAUGCUGCUCUCCAAGGUUCGUAAAGCGGAAUCGCCUAAAGCAGACCGUUUGAAUACAUUCAUCAAUUUCGGUAUGAUUGUGCAGCAGUUAGUCGACCACUUAGAGGCGACGAAUAUGAGAGACCAUUUGGUGAAUCCGAUGCUGAUCCAAGAGUUGGUGGAAAAACUGCCGGCUGGUACCAAAAUGGAAUGGGUACGCUACAAAAGACAAGUAGUUGGUGUAACAUUACGCACUUUAUCUGAUUUCUUAUCAGAAAUAGUGAGAGAUGCCAGUGAAGCAACGUUGUACAACGAUUUAACGCUUCUGCCUCGGGCGCCGCACGACAACCGCCCAAGCAGGAAAGGGAAAGCUAACAAAGAAGGGCAUGAGGGAUUUGUUCAUACGCAUGGUGCCACGGUUAAUGUAGGUAGUGGUAAGAAGCCUGCAGAAACACAACAAGGGAGCAGAACUCCGUGUCUGAUGUGCGAUAGAACUGACCACCGAGUUCGGAAUUGUUCAGAAUUUCGAAAGUUGGAACCAGCCGACCGGAUGAAAGCCGUUGAAAAAUGGGAGCUUUGCCAGAUAUGCCUGAACGAUCACGGUAAGGCAAAAUGCAAGCUUAAUAUAAUGUGCAAGGUAGACAAUUGCGGGCAACGACACAACACUCUUCUGCACCAACCACGAUCAAUGCUUCGUUCCGACUGUAACACCCACAUGCAGGUCGGCCUGUGUCAACCGGUAAUAUUUCGAAUGGUGGCAGUAACUAUCUACAACGGUUACCAUGCAAUCAACACGCUGGCAUUUUUGGACGAAGGCUCGUCCUACACACUGAUAGAAAGUUCUCUGACAAACCGGCUUAAAAUAAAGGGCCAAACUUUACCACUUCGGGUAACCUGGACGGCUGGCAUGACAAGACUUGAAAGAGAGUCACAGCAGCCCCAAUUGACGCUGUCCGCACGAGGAUCGAACGAGAAGUACUUGAUCCGAAAUGUACAUACAGUGCAAUCCCUCAAGCUUCCAGAACAAGCAUUGCGGUAUGCUGAAAUGGCAAACCAGUACCGACAUCUUCAAAAUCUACCAGUGGUAGACUACGACAAGGAGCCGCCAAAAAUUCUAAUUGGACUAAAGCAUCUCCAUCUGUUCGCUCCACUGGAGUCACGAGUCGGUAAACCAGGAGAGCCAAUCGCCGUGAGGUCAAAGCUUGGAUGGACGGUCUAUGGUUCGCAAAUUCCCGAUGAAGUGACAUCGCCCUAUGUUGGAUAUCAUUCGUGCGACGGCGUAACCAACCAAGAGCUACACGAUUUGUUACGGUCCCAUUACGCUUUAGAAGAUGCUGGUAUUUCAGUGGAUGUGCUACCGGAGUCAAACGAGGAUCUACGAGCCCGGCAUAUCAUGGAAAGCACAACUGAGAAGAUAGGUGAUCGAUUCCAAACGGGACUGCUGUGGAAAGAAGAUGAUCCACAGUUUCCAGAUAGCUACUCGAUGGCGCAUCGGCGAAUGAAGUGCUUAGAGAGAAGACUGCAAAAGGAUCCAGAGCUUGAAAAGAACGUUCAAACCCAGAUCGUGGAGUACCAGCACAAAGGCUACUGUCACAAAGCAACAGAAAACGAGUUGACCAGCGUCGAUCCCAGGAAGGUGUGGUAUUUGCCACUGAGUGUCGUGCUAAAUCCGAAGAAACCGGGUAAGGUGCGUUUAGUGUGGGAUGCUGCGGCUGCUGUGCAAGGUGUUUCACUCAAUUCGCAACUACUAAAAGGACCGGAUUUCCUCACGUCGUUGCCAUCAGUGAUCUGUCAAUUUCGGGAACAUCGUAUAGGGUUUGGUGGCGACAUCAGGGAGAUGUUUCACCAAGUGAGGAUUCGGCCAGAAGACAGACAAGCUCAACGGUUCCUUUUCUCUGGACAGGUCUAUGUAAUGGAUUGUGCCAUAUUUGGCGCGACCUGUUCCCCUAGCCAAGCCAUGUACGUAAAAGAUAGUAACGCCAAGCAGUGGGAGUCAAAGUAUCCAGAAGCGUCCAUGGCGGUCGUUAGGAAACACUACGUGGACGACUAUUUUGACAGCACACAUACCGUCGAAGAAGCAGUUCAGCGAGCUAGAGAAGUCCGGUUCAUACACUCCCAGGCCGGCUUCGAAAUAAGGAACUGGGUAUCCAAUUCCGAGGCGUUCCUGCAACAGUUGGGUGAAACGGAGAGAAGCGAAGCGGUACACUUCAAUCGGGACAAAUCUACGGAUACAGAACGAGUAUUGGGUAUUAUCUGGAGUCCAGCUGAAGACGUGUUCAAGUUCUCCACCAAAAUAAGGGACGAUUUGCUACCCUAUUUACUCGAAGGGAAAAGACCUACCAAACGAAUAGUUUUGAGCUGCGUUAUGAGCCUGUUUGAUCCGCUAGGGCUUCUAGCACCGUUUACGAUCUACGGUAGAAUCCUGAUUCAAAGCUUGUGGAGAACAGGAUGUGAAUGGGACGAAACAAUAGAUGAUGAAUCUGCGCGAAAAUGGGCGUUAUGGAUAAGUCGUCUGUCAGUUGUAGAAUCUGUGAAAGUUCCUCGUUACCAUUUCGGGGACGGCAUCCUGCUCAAGAAAGAUUCCCUGGAGUUGCACAUCUUUACUGAUGCCAGUGAGUGCGCUUACGGCUGUGUAGCGUAUUUUCGUAUUAUGGCUGGUGGAGUUCCUAGAUGUUCAUUAGUGCAAGCGAAGUCAAAAGUGGCGCCAUUAAAGCCGUGCACUAUUCCGCGGUUAGAAUUGAUGGCAGCUGUGCUGGGCGCCCGUAUGGUGAGAACGAUCAAGGAGAGUCACAACUUGGAGAUACAACGGGUGUACUUGUGGACUGACUCGCGUACGGUUCAUUCUUGGAUUAGAUCGUAUUUGUGGCGUUAUAGAAUUUUCACCGCACUGCGAGUAGGUGAAAUUUUGAAUCGAACGAUGGCUUCUGACUGGCGCUGGGUACCGACCAGGCUCAACGUAGCGGACGAAGUAACCAAGUGGAGCAACGGGCCGAAAUUGGAGACAGACAGUCGAUGGUAUAAGGGUCCAUCAUUUUUGUAUCUGCCGGAAGAGGCGUGGCCAACUCAGCCGGAGAUAACACCAAAUGUUCGUGAAGAGCUUCGUACUACGUUUUUGUUUCACGAUCUGGAGUUUGCGGAGCCGAUUGUGGACGUGAUGAGAUUCUCUAAAUGGAAUGUUCUGGUAAGGACAGUCGCAUGCGUUCAUCGAUUCAUCAGAAAUCUUCGUAGAAGGCAACAGGGGAGGCCGAUUGAAGCCCUUCCAACUACAGACAAAGUGAGAAGCGUAGUUCGGCGUUUGGUCCCAUCGAAUAAACAAGCAUUGCGAAGAGAGGAGUUCCAAGAUGCCGAACGGUUCCUGUGGAAGAUGGCCCAAGUUGAGCGGUUUGCAGCCGAGAUUCGGAUUCUUCAACAAAACAGAAGUGGAAAGAAUUUACCGAAGGCAGAAAAGGACAGUGACCUUCAUAAGCUGUCACUAGUUCUUGACGAGUUUGCUGGCCGUGAUGUCUUCGAAUCGAUGACUGGAGAUGCGGAAGCUCUACGCGACAGCUACAAGCGAUCUCAGCAGUUAUCUAACAAGAUCUGGAAGCGUUGGCUGGAGGAGUACCUCCCGUCGAUAAAUAAGCGUUCGAAGUGGCAUGCAGAGUCGGAGCCAAUUACAGAGGGUGACAUUGUGUUUGUAGCUGACGAAGAUAACAGGAAACUUUGGGUACGAGGAGUUGUACAAGAGGUAAUUCGAAGUGCUGAUGGACGUGUUCGACAGGCUAUAGUUCGAACGAAGAAAGGUUUGUAUCGUCGUGCAGUGGCAAAACUAGCGGUACCAGAAAUUCGGACGGUGAACUCUGGCUCAAAUGAAUCUGCGCAAGAGUCACGGGGAGGGGCUGUUGAGGCACCGCCCACUGGCAACACGGGUACUGCACACGACCACAGCAGCGAAGCUAAGUUGGGGCAACCUUAA
Molecule: messenger RNA, 6003 nt
Organism: Aedes albopictus (Asian tiger mosquito)
Lineage: Eukaryota; Metazoa; Arthropoda; Insecta; Diptera; Culicidae
Exons: 3
Coding region: 904-6003 (1699 amino acids)
Source: RefSeq, a predicted model, not a curated record